This is a messenger RNA of Theobroma cacao (cacao), 1942 nucleotides long. RefSeq names its product Polynucleotidyl transferase, ribonuclease H-like superfamily protein. Lineage: Eukaryota; Viridiplantae; Streptophyta; Magnoliopsida; Malvales; Malvaceae. Gene Ontology annotation, molecular function: exonuclease activity; nucleic acid binding. Gene Ontology annotation, cellular component: nucleus. The record is from RefSeq and is a predicted model, not a curated record.
GGAAUUGGAGUUCUUUUUAAAGAUGGCAUCUUUAAAGGAAAAGAGUGAAGGGGCAGCAAGUUCAGAGGAGGAAAAUAAUGAGAGCUCUAAUUUCUAUGAUAUUUAUGGACCUCAAGCAAAAGCAGAAAUUGUUUUCAAGACGCCAGAAACUAACUCUACUUUGAAUUUGCAAGACGUUCAAGGACUUGUUACCUGGGUUCUUGCUGAAGGAUUCAUGCCUUCCUGGGUUUUUAUUAAGAAUAAGCCACUGAUUCCGAAAGUUGUGAUGCUUUAUGUCCCUGGCCUGGAUGCAGCUUUGUACUUAGCACAAUCCAAGACACUUUCUGGUUUAAAAAAAAGUUGUGGCAAUCCAAGGGCACUUUUAGCUCUUAGCUGUGUGUCGGAUGGGAUGCAGACAAUAGAUGCACUGCUAACGUGCAAGGUGAAGAGAAAGAGAAACCUAAUUGAUACAAUGAGGGACACGAGCCAGUCUGCUGAACAAGAAAGAUCCAUCUCUGAAAUGGACUCCGCAGAACUCUUGAAAGAUCUUCCUUUCCCCGUUACAUAUUACACACUCACAGCAAAGGAACUAGAAGACAAUGGAUAUUGCCUUAAUCAACCAGGUUUUGUUUCUACUCUUCCUGCUCCUGCUGGAUCUUCUCCUUACAAAAUAUUGGCACUUGACUGUGAAAUGUGUAUAACAAGUGAGGGUUUCGAGCUUACAAGAGUGACCCUGGUUGAUAUUAAAGGACAGGUUGUACUAGAUAAAUUGGUUAAACCAUCAAACCCUAUCACUGAUUACAACACAAGGUAUAGCGGAAUCACAUACGAGAUGCUGAGUGGAGUGACUACAAGUCUUCAAGAUGUUCAGGAAGAUUUUCUGAAGCUGGUUUACAAAGAUACCAUCCUAAUUGGGCACUCCUUGGAAAAUGACUUAUUAGCUUUGAAGAUUUCUCAUGAUUUGGUAAUUGAUACCUCUGUAUUAUACAAACACCCUCGUGGUGGAUCUUACAAAACUGCUCUUCGAGUUCUUGCCAAGAGAUUUCUUUCUAGCGAGAUUCAGCAAUCGGGGAAUGGACAUGAUAGUAUCGAAGAUGCAAGAGCUGCUAUGGAACUGGCUCUGUUAAAGAUUAAAAAUGGACCUGAUUUUGGUUCGCCACCGUCAUUUAUGCGCAAAAAGCUCCUUAGUCUUUUGGGUGAGUGUGGCAAGACCUCAUCUUUCAUUGAUGAUAUUUCCAUAGUGAAGCGAUAUGCUUCUGAGUCAUCCCAUGCGAUUCCAGUGUGCUCCGAUGAUGAAGCUCUUUUAAAGGCUAGAAAAGAGGUCAAGAAUGAUCGUGUACACUUUGUCUGGACCCACUUUUCAGAAUUGAAUUCCUAUUUCAGAAAACAAGCUGAGGAUGAUGUAAAGUUGAAUGGAAAACUUGCAGAAAUGAUAUCAUUGCUUACAUGUGAUAAGAAACCUGCCAAUUGGAAAGGAAUCAAAAACAAUGUUUCAACUGAGCUGAAGGAAAUUUUAACUCGCAUUAAUGCUAGGGUUUAUAGUCUCCACACUGCAUUACCAACUAACUCCAUGUUUAUCAUUUGCACAGGACAUGGGGACAUAGCCAUUGUUCAUAGACUGAGGAAAAUGCUUACAGAGCAAAGUGAAACAACGGUUUCCCGUGAGAAACUUGUAAAGGUCUUAGAAGAGCUGCAGGCCCAAGCUGAAGUAGCUUUGUGUUUUGUUGGCAUGAAGCAUUAGGUGUACCACUGUUAAGGUGUCUUGCAUUUUUGAAGAGAAAAGAGGAAUGCUUAUGUAAAUUUUCAGGAUACUGCAAUUUGUACAAUGACAAUUAUUCCUUGGAUGCUGGUAUCCCCUCCUUCCGCCCACAAAAGAAAAAUGGUAGAGGUUAUUCUUAUUCUUUGGAUGCUGGGAAAAUUUUAUAAUUUAUGAUGAAAAUUCUAUAGUGCUAGUUUUUAUCAA